CGGGGUGGACAUCCGGUCGUUUUCGGUGCCUUGUCGCCUCAACAACCAACACGGAACUUAAGCGUACGAAACUGCGAAACGGCGAAAUUAAACGCGAACGGAGGAGCAAUGGACGAUUUCGACGAGCGACUCUCGGCGGAGGUGCGCAAACACCGACGUCUGUACGACAACGCUUGUCCGUCGCGCAAGAACAGCAAGACCACGAUCGCUACGUGGAAGGCGAUCGGCAACGCGGUGCACGAAGACCCGACCUUGUGCAUGAGACGAUGGAAGGCGCUGCGGGAUAAAUUCGUGCGGCUGAAGAAGAGGAUAAAAAACAAAAAGGUUUCUCCCGGGUAUGAGGGAGCCAAGGUGGAAGUCAACGUGAUCCAUGAAAAGUUGUCUUGGCUCAACGAGCAUGUGACGCACCGCAACAUCACUGAAAAACGAGAGAAGGUAAAGCUGGAAGGGAACCAUCUCCACGGUUCUGCUGCCAUCACAGACAUGGAGCAGUCAUCCGAGGCGAUGCAAAGUGAUGCUGAGGAGGGGGAUGAAUUGGAUGUCAGGAGGCCGCCCGCCCAUGAGUUCAAAGCACAGAUGGACAGUAAGAGGAAAGUAAUUGACAAUACCGACAUCGCGGACGGUGUGAAACGUCUGGACGUCCUCGAAAACCCCACGGAGCGGCCCAACCAGGACGCAUGUGACCGUUACACACAGACGGUGGCCGACUUUAUGCGUGGACUGUCCCGUAGGCGCUGUGUCGUUUUCAAGAAACGACUCAAUGACCUGAUGUAUGAGAUGGACUUGGAAGAGCUGGAUGACUUUGCUCAAAGUUAAAAGGCGUACUUGGGAGAUAUCUAUCGAUGUUUAUUCGGUCUAAAAGGUUUUAUUUGUUUUGCUUUUCAUCCUAAUGGUUGUCCCGACACAUCUGUAAAUCAGCUUUUUGUAUUAGUAUCUUGAUCAGAGCUUUAAUAAAAAAAACUUUGUACUCAGGCUUGCAUGUACAAGUUGCACAAAAUGUA
This is a messenger RNA of Gadus morhua (Atlantic cod), 1001 nucleotides long. RefSeq lists its product as uncharacterized. Lineage: Eukaryota; Metazoa; Chordata; Actinopteri; Gadiformes; Gadidae. The record is from RefSeq and is a predicted model, not a curated record. Gene Ontology annotation, cellular component: transcription regulator complex; nucleus. Bases 109 to 816 code for a protein of 235 amino acids. Gene Ontology annotation, biological process: regulation of transcription by RNA polymerase II. The transcript has 2 exons.